GUGGUGGCGGAAAUGUGAAUGCACGUGUGUGGUUCUGGCUUGAAGGUUAUGCAAACCUCACCGGCAAGGAACUUCGCCACUGUCCAGGGAGAGCAGGUCAUUACGACGGUGUGUUUGUGGUCAGAAAGACAGCGGUCUGCACUCCAAUACGGUCAUGGAUCCCUUGAGGGCUCAGCAGCUGGCGGCGGAGCUGGAAGUGGAGAUGAUGGCUGAUAUGUACAACCGAAUGACCAACGCCUGCCACCGAAAAUGUGUGCCCCCACAUUACAAAGAGCCGGAGCUGACGAAGGGCGAGUCUGUGUGCCUUGACCGCUGCGUGGCCAAAUACCUGGACCUCCACGAGAGGCUGGGACGCAAGCUAACGGAGCUCUCGGUCCAAGAUGAGGAUAUGAUGAGGAAAGCAGCUGUCGGCAGCGGAUAGCAACACCAAGAACAGGACAAGAUGCCAAAGACUUUAAAAAAAAAAUCUAUAAUGGCAACGGAAUUAGCGUGUGUGGAUGGAUAUAUAUAUAAGGAAGAGUUUUGUUUGGGUGGUGUUUGGGCGAACACAUCAGAAUUUAAAUUCAUUUGGGUCCAGUGGGACAAACUGUUGGCUGCUUUCAAGGAUUACAUGAAAGUGUCUGAGCAUUUUGUACACCUUCACAUCCUUGAGAAACAGUCUUAAGAGCCUCUCUGGAGGUGGACUAAUAUGUCCGACCAGGCCUGGUCCUUCAAAGUGGAGUCCUUGGAUAUGUUUGCAUUUAUUAUUUUAGUUUUAUGUCAUUUUUAUUUUUUACUUUGGCUGAUCAGUCCUACAUAGACUUUGAAUUUCAGUAAUAUAUCAGAAACAACAGUUUAUCUUUAGUUCAAGGCUUACUGUAUAGUUUCCGUUGACCUGCUUGCAGUUGCAAGUUAAUCACCUGUCAACUUUCACCACAGCCAGUAGCAAUCAGGACCCUGUUCAUGAUGAGAAGUUAGCUUCUCCUCUUCUAACACGGCAUGCUUAACAUAUAUUUUUACUACCCCCGUGGGUCAUUUUUAAGCAACCUAGGGCCCCGUGAUAGGCGCUACAGUGGACGUCUUGUGUUC
Molecule: messenger RNA, 1068 nt
Organism: Hippocampus comes (tiger tail seahorse)
Lineage: Eukaryota; Metazoa; Chordata; Actinopteri; Syngnathiformes; Syngnathidae
Gene: timm10
Product: translocase of inner mitochondrial membrane 10 homolog (yeast)
Exons: 2
Coding region: 155-421 (88 amino acids)
Biological process (GO): protein insertion into mitochondrial inner membrane
Cellular component (GO): mitochondrial inner membrane
Source: RefSeq, a predicted model, not a curated record